Molecule: messenger RNA, 573 nt
Organism: Dioszegia hungarica
Lineage: Eukaryota; Fungi; Basidiomycota; Tremellomycetes; Tremellales; Bulleribasidiaceae
Product: putative inorganic phosphate transporter pho88
Exons: 6
Coding region: 1-573 (190 amino acids)
Biological process (GO): protein targeting to ER
Cellular component (GO): endoplasmic reticulum; mitochondrion
Source: RefSeq, a predicted model, not a curated record
AUGAACCCCGCAUUCACCAACCUCGCUCUCUCCCUCGGCGCCAUGCAGGUGACCAAGCGGUUGCCCAUGGAUGACCCGGUCUUUAUCAACUACCUCCGUCUCGCCUACGUCUCGGCCCAGCUGCUGGUCUUCGGCAUGUACUUCUACAUCACCACCGUGAUCCGCAAGAAGAAUGACCUGACGGUGAUUAAGUACGUCAGUCCCAAGUCGCCCAUGGCUCCGGAUGCGAAGGAUGAACUGGUCACAACUACGGUCAAAGAUUACGAUCUUGCGCAGACCAGUUCGGCAAUGAAGGGAAUGUUCGUCGGUAUCGCUAUGAUGGCCGGAAUGCAUCUCUUCCUAAAGUACAGCGCCCCGCUCUUCCUGCAAUCGAUAAUGGCCAUCAAGUCCGCCCUCGAGUCCAACAUGGCUGCCCUUCACCUCUUCGGCAAACCCGCGGAAGGCGCCCUCGCACGUCCCUUCAAGGCGGCCCCAGGCCUGAUGGACCAGUUCAUGGGAGGUGGGGGUGCUGCCCAGACCGACGCUGCGUCGAUCAAGUCUGCCGAGAAGGUGACUGGCAAGAAGACGCAGUAG